UUCUUUUGUUUCAACUUCUUCUAGUUUGUAAUUUAUUGGUGUUGGAUUUCAAUUCAGUGAUUUUUGGUUGUAUUACUGGAGCUAUUGAGGUUUUUACAUGAGUUUCAUGUGUUUGGAGAAUUCACUAUAUUAUUAGUAGUAUAAUGAUAAAUUGGUGACAAAGGCGGACCUAGGAUUUAAAUUCUAGGGGUUCAACAUCUUAAAUUUUUAGCACUAAACCAUUAUAUUUCUUAAGUUAUGAGUUCAUAUCUACUAUUUAUUAUAAUUUUAGUAAUUUUUUACAUAUAAAUUUAUACCCUGCAACGAAAGUUUGGGGUUCAAUUGAACCCCAAGUUAUAGUGCUCCAUCCGCCUCUGAUUGGUGACUAAUUUGAUUUCUAGUUUUAUUGGUGUGAGCUUGGAGUUCCCAUAUUACUGUGCAAUUGUGAUUAUUUUCUUCAGUGUAAUUAGUUUCACAUGAGAAAAUGUUCAUUAAUGCAUAAAUUGAAGUCCCUAGAUAGAAGGUUGUAGAUAAAAAAUGAAGUUGUCUGAUGCAAAGAAACGACAUACCUGUGAUUUAUUACUAUUCAUGCAGCAAAUAUUGAGUUAAUGUUCUUGAACCAUUUAGAAAAUGCAUUUACCUGUGGUUUGAAGAAUUCAAGGUAAGAAAAUUGAUAUUACUAUUCAUGUUCAAAUAUUGGUGUUUAAGGUUAUAUGACUAAUCUGAAUUUCAUUUUGAUAUAUAUUAACUAUGUUAUAAGAUAUUGUAGAAGAAAUUUAGAUGGCUCCCUCACUACAAUGAUGCUAUACAUCAGAAUUUUAACAAAACGGCAGGUGCAAGAAUGACCCAACUUUUUCAAGAUGUUAAAAAAGAUUUGACUGUGAAGCCAAAUUGGAUGGGGGAUGCAGUAUUUAAGGAGAUGAAGGAGUAUUGGGAGUCUCCUAAAUUUAAGUCAAAGUCAGAACAAAACAAAAAGAAUCGAGAUGCAAAUGUAGGUGCCUCACUUGAUACAGGUGGUUGUAUACCUCAUCGUGUGAUUUGGAAGAGGAUGAAGGAAACUACUGGAAAAGAAUCUUCAGUUUUGGAUUUUUAUUUUCUCACUCAUAGCAAGGAAAAAGAUAAAAGUUGGGUAAAUGAGAAAGCUCAAGCUGCUUUUAAUAAAUUUGAAAAAAGAAAGAAGAAUUAUUAGCUACUCAAAGUGCAUCAGUUGAUGGAGACACUAAUUCAGCUAGUCAGCCAUCUCCAUUAAGUGACAUGGAUAUUUGGGCGCUAUCAGUUGGUGGAAAGAAAAAAGGAGGAGUUGGAGGUCUUGGCUUCUUGGGUAGAUCUGUAAAAGUGCCUAGGCAAUCAACAUCUGCAACGCCGGACGAAGUUGAUGAGAUUAGAUCUCAAGUUCAUACUUUAAAUUCCGAGCUAUAUAAUCAAUUGGAAGAAACGCAACGUGAAAAUGAAGAGAUGAGGCGCCAAAACAAGAAGAUGAAGAAAGAGUUAGGUGACACAAAUAAGAAGCUAGAAGCAUUGAUGAAGCAUCCGCGUUUCUCGGAAUCAUCUUCAAAUGCACAACAAUCAUCUUCGGAAGACAAUCAAGAUUCUGAGAGUGCUAGGGAUGAUAAUGCUGAUUCUGAUAAGUCCAAUGGAGAUGAGUAUCACUAUGAUCAGAAUUAAGAUAUUUGAUAGUAAUACUAUUUAGCAUUUAUGUAGUUGGAAGUUUAUUUAUUUUAGUGCAACAACUUCAAAUACACUCUCUCGUUGAUGACAGUUGCAAUGACUUCUAUAUUUUGAAUGAAAAUGACUAGAUUAGAAU
Lycium ferocissimum is the source of this 1783-nucleotide messenger RNA. RefSeq lists its product as uncharacterized. The transcript is spliced from 3 exons. NCBI's taxonomy places the organism in Eukaryota, Viridiplantae, Streptophyta, Magnoliopsida, Solanales, Solanaceae. The record is from RefSeq and is a predicted model, not a curated record. Bases 821 to 1168 code for a protein of 115 amino acids.